AUGGCAGACACCCUCGAGGACGUGCGCCCCCUGUUCGAGCUCCGCGGGCGGAACUACAUCGUCACGGGCGGCGCCCAGGGCAUCGGCUUCGCCUGCACGCGCGCCAUCUGCGAGAUGGGUGGCAACGUCGCCGUCUUCGACAUCCAGGAGAAGCCCGUGCCCGAGUUCGACGGGCUGGCCGCCAAGUUCGGCACCAGGACCCUCUACGUGCGCACCGACGUGACCAAGGAGGACAGCAUCCGGGCCGCGUUCGACAGGGCCCUGGCCGAGUUCGGCUCGAUCCACGGGUGCGUGCCCGCGGCGGGCAUCGCCAUCGACAAGCCCUUCCUGGAGCAGACGUGGGACGAGUUCACGCGCAUCCAGGACAUCAACGUACGAGGGACGUUCUUCGUCGUCCAGAUGAUCGCGCGGGAGAUGGUCAAGCAAAAGACCGGCGGCAGCUUCGUGCUCCUGGCCUCGCAGUCGGCGCACAUCGCGCUGCCGGGGUACCGCAUGGCGGCCUACAACGCCUCCAAGGGCGGCGUGCUCAUGCUCUCCAAGGCGCUCGCCGUCGAGCUGGCGCCGCACGGCAUCCGCGUCAACACCAUCUCGCCGGGCUUCGUCGACUCGGAGAUGACGCGGACGGUGCGGGAGCUCAAGAGCAAGCGCGAGGGCGAGCAGAUGUGGCUGGCGCCGCCCAACCAGCGCCUGAGCAACCAGAGCGACCUGACCGGCGCCGUCGUCUACCUGCUGAGCGACGCUGCGCGGCAUACGACCGCGGCCGACAUCCAGAUUACGGGCGGUCUUCACGCCGGGACCAUCGAUGGGUUGAUUAGUUACGAGGCCAAGUAG
Molecule: messenger RNA, 831 nt
Organism: Thyridium curvatum
Lineage: Eukaryota; Fungi; Ascomycota; Sordariomycetes; Thyridiales; Thyridiaceae
Exons: 2
Coding region: 1-831 (276 amino acids)
Cellular component (GO): intracellular anatomical structure
Molecular function (GO): oxidoreductase activity, acting on NAD(P)H, oxygen as acceptor
Source: RefSeq, a predicted model, not a curated record